AUGGCAGCUCAAGUGGUGAUGGGGGAAGGUAGGACACAGGCACAAAAUGCUACCUGGAAGAAGGCGGAGCCUGUGAUAGUGGCAGGGAUACCUACCUCUUCCCUCAUUGGCUCCAUCUUUAUCUUCCUGAUGGAAGAAGUUUCUAUAGUCUUUGACAUUGGCAGUGACUGGUGUAGAAGUGGUCCAGGAGGAAGAAACAACCCAACAUUAGCAGUUCCUACAGUCAUCGGGUACCAGGCCUACCCAGAGAACCCAGGACCAAGUAAUCCCAAGAAAAGGAAAAUUGUAGGUUUUAGUAACUUGCACCUACUCAAGCAGAUACCUACUGAGUUUCCUAUCCAACGAGGCCAAAUCACAAACUGGGAUGCCAUAGAGGCUGUUUUGAAAUAUAGCUAUGAUCGCCUUGGGAUCAAGACUGAGAACCAUCCUGUACUGCUAACGGGAUUUCUAUCAAAUCCUGUGAAAGACCGGGAGAAGCUGGUGGAGAUAAUGAUGGAGACUUUUCAAGUUCCAUCUUUGUACAUUGGCAACCAUGCUGAGCUUUGUCUUUUUGGCUCGGGGUUUUUGACUGGAUUGGUCUUACACUCUGGGUCUGGUGUCACCUCUAUCACACCUGUUUGCAAUGGCAGAGUCAAGAAUUUAUCCAACAAGAUUUUUGAGAUGGCUGGGCUAGAUGUCAGCUUAUUACUACAUAAGGCUCUAUUUAAGAAAGAGAUGAACUUGGUCAGCAUAUCCCAGCGGUAUGAUAUGGACUUAGCUAAGGAGAGGUUAUGCUAUGUAAGCAAACAUCCUAAUCAGAAAGAAUCUGUCAUUGACCCAAUGUCCAAUGUCCCUGGAGUGAUUGUCCUCCCUGAUGGGAAAAUCAUCACCCUGUCCAAGGAACUGCGUACCUAUCCUGAUAUGUUCUUCUGGACCCCCCAGCAUGAUGUGCCAAAUUUGGACUUAUGCUCAGAAGUUAUUGAUACAGUCAUGAAGUGUGCUUCAGAAGAGCAGGCCACCCUCUUCUCUCAUGUGGUCCUCUCUGGGGGCAAUACCCUCUUCUCUGGCUUCCCAGAGCGCCUUCUCUGGGAGCUGAAUGCCAUCAGACCCCACUGGGUCCCAUCUGAGGUUGUGUCCCGGCCAAAUCGGAUCUACCUCUCAUGGUUGGGAGGAUCCAUCUUGUCCUGCCUGUCAACCUUCAACACCCAGUGCUUGACCAACAAGGAAUACCAAGAAACAGCACAAUAUGUUGCCCUUUAG
Messenger RNA from Vombatus ursinus (common wombat), 1239 nucleotides. Its product is annotated as actin-3-like. The record is from RefSeq and is a predicted model, not a curated record. The coding region runs from base 1 to 1239 and encodes 412 amino acids. NCBI's taxonomy places the organism in Eukaryota, Metazoa, Chordata, Mammalia, Diprotodontia, Vombatidae. The transcript is spliced from 3 exons.